AUGGGAUUAAGGACAGAUAGGUCUCUUCUGUAUAUCAUCUACUGGGCUAUCAACUUGAUUCUCGCUUUGACCAGAAUAGACCUUACAAAACUCAUCGAUGUUUCCAAACGAUUUGGCUGGGUUUCAGUUGCAAACUUAGUGCUUUUGGUCUUUUUGGCCUUGAAGAAUACGCCCCUCGCCCCCUUGACUGCCAUAUCGUACGAAAAGCUCCGCCCGCUACACAAGGUUGCCGGUUAUACCUGCAUCUUCACAAGCGUCUUGCAUGGUGUAGUGUACGUAUCUGCCUGGUCGGAGAUUGGGAACUUGGCCGAAAUGAAAGAACGAGAAAUCUUUGUCGGCCCAAUUGCAGGUUGCGCUAUGAUAAUCAUUGGCCUUUCAACUAUCAAAUACUUCAUGCGCGGGUAUUAUGAACUCUUCUAUAUGCUGCACAUAACUAUGUUCAUUUUGAUUAUGAUCACAGUCGGAAUGCACCGUCCGAAAUUUUCAACUUCAGUGUUGAUUAUCGUGAUUUUCACUGCCUCUGUUUGGGCCUUGGACCGCAUUAUCCGCGGCGCAAAGUUGCUUUGGAACUUCUUUGGAAAUUCUCUCACUGUCACUGCUUUACCCAACAAUGCCCUUCGAGUGAAACUCAACCGUCGCAUGCACUCCACUCCAGGUUCCCACGCAUUCUUGUGGGUUCCCGCCAUCAGCUGGGCUGAAAGCCAUCCGUUCACUCUAUUAUCUUCGGAUCCAUCCGAGUUCGUUAUUCGAGUGUACGAUGGCUUUACGCGGGAUUUAUAUAAAGCUGCUCAAGAGUUCCCGGGGAGGUCUCUUCGCUGUUCUGUAGACGGUGCAUAUGGUCAAAUCCCGAACUUCAAAGUGUUUGAGAAAGUCGUUCUUGUCGCCGGUGGCAGCGGUGCUAGCUUCACGUUUGCUAUUGCACUAGCCCUGAUCGAGGCAUCCAACAAGGCAGUGAAGUCCAUUGAUUUUAUUUGGGUAGUGAGACAUCAAGAGAGUCUCGAGUGGUAUGCCCAAGAGCUCAAGCAGCUUCAGUCGCAUCCAGAAGUGAAUCUGAUCAUUCACGUCACCGGUCAGGCUGACCUGUCCGGAACAUCGUCAUCCACAUCCCCAAGCUCUUCAUCAGAAAAAGUGUCUGAGAAGGACGAUAUAAUCCCAACAGGACCUUCUCCAGCCUUGUUAACGAGUGACCCUGAGAAAGGCGCUGGACAACACCCUACGGGUAAUAUUUCUUCUUCAGUCAACGAGAUCUUGCCAGGACGCCCGGAUAUUGGCAACUUGAUUGCGACCGCUGCCGCUGAAAGUGGCAGAUCAGACGACCACAUGAUUGUUGGUGCUUGUGGUCCUAGCCAGCUUCUGGGUACAACACGGAAAGCUGUGAACAAUGAGUUGCUUAAUGACGGACCAUCGAUAACGUUCUAUACUGAGGUAAGCUAA
Penicillium egyptiacum is the source of this 1434-nucleotide messenger RNA. The record is from the annotation of a GenBank genome assembly. Lineage: Eukaryota; Fungi; Ascomycota; Eurotiomycetes; Eurotiales; Aspergillaceae.